Didymodactylos carnosus is the source of this 1277-nucleotide messenger RNA. The record is from the annotation of a GenBank genome assembly. Lineage: Eukaryota; Metazoa; Rotifera; Eurotatoria; Philodinida; Philodinidae.
GGCUCAAAAUAUUUUAGGGUGGACCGAGCCCACGCCAGCCCACCUGUGGCGCCGCCACUAAUUGUGUUCCUUUUUAGAUAAUAAAAAGUCGUUCACAAAAUCCAAUACAAGAUGAAUCGAACGAUUCUCAAUCUAUUUGUAUUAAUCCACAAUUGAUUUCAAACGAAUCACGACAACGAAAAUCAUAUCUAUCUUACGUGCAAAAGCAGGGAACAUCUCAUAAUUCAACUAAUUUAAAUAAAAUAUUGCGUAGAUCAAAUACGAUGUUAAGAAGAGAUUCGAAUGCUGUUGUGUUAUCUCAUUCUUCAAUUAAUCUAGGGCGUGGUCAACAUGUGAUGAAUCAAUUUCAACCCACUCGUAUAAUUGCAAAUCGAAAUGGUAGGCAAUAUAUUGAAGAUAUGAAUGAACGUAUUGAAAAACGUUUUGUUCGAUGUACUAAUGAUUUUGGAGAAAAGAAAUAUUUUGAAGUAAUCGAUAUAAUACCGAUAAAAACUGUUCAACGAUAUAACCAGUCAAAUGGACAAAAUAAUUUAACACCGUUAAGAAGCAGUCAAUAUGGUGGACAGAUACCAAUGAUUAAUUUUCGUCGACCAAUGCCCACAACACAACUUAUGGAUUUUGUAGAUUUGGAAGACCCAGAACAGGUACAUGCCGAAUACCAUCGCUAUUUAUCCGCUGAUAGAGACCAUAAUAUGAAUGAAUUACCAUCCGUACAAAAAUCUUUGCCAUUCAGAAAUCAUUCCCCUUCAAUAAAUGCUGGCAAUGUAACCAGUCAUAUUUCGGGUCCAAACAAUAGUUAUUCCAAUAGACGUACACCGUCUAUAACGAGUAGCUCGAGUGAUUCAAAAAUUUUUCAUCCUGGGCGUAUACCAUCAUCAUCACCAAUUACUACUCAAAUUAAAAAUAAUCCUGCGUUUUCUGACGGAUCGGAAAGUAGUAUACUAUCUCAUGAGUCCGAUGUGACUCCAACAAAUCAAUUGAAUAAGGGUCAAAAAAAAUCCACUACAAAAGUUACAAGUCCGAUUAGUAGAUCAACUGACGACAAUUUUAAACUUUUUCCAGAAAAACAGGAACAAAACAGGCAAAAGGGUUUAUAUACGGGAAAGAAAAAAAAUGUUUAUGAAUCCGGAAAUAGAGGCACAACUGUACAUAAGUCUACAUAUACGCCCCAUAUACGACCAGUCAAGCCACUCACAAACGCUGUUGGUGGUAAUCAGUAUUCAUUAAACGAAAAGAGAAAUUCGCGUACAAGUAUGAGCAGUAUUGGAUAUUCAUAA